Siniperca chuatsi (mandarin fish) is the source of this 1273-nucleotide messenger RNA. RefSeq names its product Fc receptor-like protein 5. The record is from RefSeq and is a predicted model, not a curated record. Gene Ontology annotation, biological process: cell surface receptor signaling pathway. The transcript is spliced from 6 exons. Bases 39 to 890 code for a protein of 283 amino acids. NCBI's taxonomy places the organism in Eukaryota, Metazoa, Chordata, Actinopteri, Centrarchiformes, Sinipercidae. Gene Ontology annotation, molecular function: transmembrane signaling receptor activity.
GUAAAAAAUACACAGCUCUCACAUCACCAAGUGGUACCAUGGGACGAACAUCUCUUCAAUGGCCGAUCUUUCUGACCUCACUGCUGAGCUGCACAACAAACCAAGCUGGUCUGACUGUGAGUCCCAGCAGCUCUCAGCUGUUUGAAGACGAGUCUGUCUCUCUGAGCUGUGAGGAGGACGACAGCUCUGCUGGAUGGACGCUGAGGAGGAACACAACUGAAGGACGGAUGUCUCAGUGUGGAGCUGGCUGGGGAAAACCUGCUGGUUCUUCCUGUAAGAUCAGCCACAUGGUCCCAUUGGACAGUGGAGUUUACUGGUGUGAGUCCAGAGAGGGAGCAACCAGUAACACCAUCAGCAUCACUGUCACUGGUGGACCAGUGAUCCUGCAGAGUCCUGUCCUCCCUGUGAUGGAGGGACAUGAUGUCACUCUGCACUGUAAACCAAAGACCCCUCCCUCCGACCUCCCAGCUGCUUUCUAUAAAGAUGGCUCCCUCAUCAGCGCUGAGCCUACAGGUCACAUGACCAUCCACCAUGUUUCCAAGUCUGAUGAAGGCCUCUACAAGUGUAACAUCAGCCGUCACGGAGAGUCUCCACCCAGCUGGAUCUCUGUCACAGGUAAACCGACAACCACAGCCCCGCCCCCUGUAUCUGCAGCCCCGCCCCCUGCCUCAGCCCCCCUCCAGCUUGUGUUCAGACUGGUCUGCCACCUGGUGGUGUUCUGUCCGUACUGCAUCUCCACUGUCCUCAUGGUGUCUUUAUGUCGACGCAGGCCCACAGAAAAUGACCUGCCCGUCUCCAUGGCGAUGACCCCGCCCACCCAGGCUGAGCAGGGAUUGGAUGAUGACUUUGAUGAUGUCAUCACUGCUGUCACCACAGAGCAUCACUUCUGAGCUGAAUAAGAAUUACACUGUAAAACAUUGUGAGCUGCGAGUGAACUGAACUAAAGUUGAAUAAUUCGCUGAAAGUCGGCUGAUGAGUUUUUGUUAUAAAACCAACCGAGUUCGCUGAACUCGAGAAAACGAGUUCAAAAGAUAUGAAGUUGGUUUUUAAGGCUUCUCCCAGUGAAGCCAUUGAGUUUCAUGUGUUCGGGGCUGAACUUGAGUCCAGCCUUCAUCGUGGUUAACACACACACACACACACACACACACACACACACACACACAGUGACUGAAACAGGACAGUAACACUUUAGAUGAGGAAUCCAGAACAACCAAGUGUUGAAAACAGCAUGUUUAUGUUGUUGACUUUGUUCCAUUAAAAAGAUGGAAAUGUA